This is a messenger RNA of Dentiscutata heterogama, 1512 nucleotides long. The record is from the annotation of a GenBank genome assembly. NCBI's taxonomy places the organism in Eukaryota, Fungi, Glomeromycota, Glomeromycetes, Diversisporales, Gigasporaceae.
AUGAUUGAAAAAUUAUUAGGAAACAUCUACAUUCAAUCAUUUUUUAUAGGAUUAAUUUUAGCAGCAGUUUUUUUUAAAUUAUCGAGGCGAACUAAACUAAAUGAACCACCUCUUGCUUAUUAUCGAUUUCCAAUUAUUGGACAUACCUGGAGUUUUUUAACGGAUUGCGAAAAGUUAAUUUUAGAAUCUCGAAAAAAGUAUGGGGAAACAUUUUCGUUAUAUGUAUUCGGUCAAGUAAUAACAAUAGUCGGAAAGGAAACAACUCAAGAAGUAUUAAGAAAGGAUCAAGUAUUUGGUUUUCACGAAGCUUUUAAAUUGCAAGUGCCUUUACAUCUUAUGUUCAGAAACAUGAGUCUCGAUAAAAAUAAUAAUUUAGUAAGAGACUAUUGUACAGGAGAAUUAAAAAACCUUCUAAGUAGGUUACAAAAAAAUGUUAUUAAGGCUAUAGAACUUUAUAUCGGUGAAUGUGUUGAACCGAAGGUUAUUCUUAACCCACAUAAAACUGUAGCAGAUAUUGUUGCAGUUCCAAUUGCUAACAUUAUUUUGGGUGAAGAAUGUUACAUGCAUGAGGAUGUAUUAGAAGCUAUUAAAAGCAUAACAUUUUCAAUUAUACAAUUUAUGUUGUUACCACCAAUUUUAUCUUUUAUACAUCCCUGGAUUCAUCGACAAUUUAUCUCAAUUCUUAUAAGAUUUGGCUGGAAUCCGACUUUAAAACACAGACAAAUAAUCAUUAAUCGUAUUAAGCCGGUUGUUGAAAAACGUCUCUAUGAUAAAAAGAGAUUAGGUGAUGCUUGGAUUGCUCCGUUAGAUGGACUACAAUACUAUUUAGAUGAUCCUGAAAUAACUCCUGAUCUCGAUCCAAAUAAUAUAAAUUAUAAUUAUAUUGCCGAAGCGAUUUGUGGUUUUGCUUUUGCUGCUACGUUAACUACGUCUGAUGGUGCUGCUCAUGCUUUAUAUGAAAGAAAACAACAAUAUUGGCAAGAAUUAUAUCAGGAGGCUCAGGAAAUUAAUAAACAGCAUAAUGGAAUUGAGCUUACAUCUAAUGAUAUUGCCAGAAUGGUGAAGUUGGAUAGUUUUGUUAAAGAAUCUUUAAGAUUUUCUGGUGGUUUAGUUGGUUUGCAGCACAUAUGCCUUUCUAAACCCUAUUAUACAUUUGCGAAUGGAUAUCAAAUUCCUAGUGGUCGCUUAGUUAAUGUAAGUUUAAGUGACACAAAUAAUGACGAAGAGCUUCAAGGUCAAAAUCCCACAGAAUUCUAUGGAUAUCGUCAUCUGAAUCGUAAUUCUCCCGCGACAAAAAUCGAGCGUAAUUUUUUGACAUUUGGAGGCGGAAAACAUGCGUGUCCGGGAAGAGCUUUAGCAGUUAAUGAGAUUAAAGUGUUUUUACAUAAAGUUAUGUUAAAAUAUGACAUUAGAGCAGGUACUGGAGAUAUUAAAAGAAGAUAUUUUGGACCUGUAUCUGGGCCAAGAAAAGCUAGUAUUGUGUUUGAGAAUAGAAAGGAAAUUUUAAAUUGA